GGUGAGGGAGUUUCUGUGUGAGUUUUCUUAAAGAAGCACUUCCUUUUUAAUCAUAACCGUGUGUGAGAAAGCAUAUGAAACAUUUCUCUCUAAAAUACUACAGGCCAGAAGAUUUACAUAAAGAGAAGAAAUGCUGAUACAACAUUAUGUUGUAACUGUAAGCUAUGUAUUUACCUGUACUAUGGAAAGUUAGUUGUUGGUGUUUGAAAUGCGUUUCUCAGAGAAGUAUGAUUUUAAAUGUGACUUCAGUGGAACUGUUGCUACUGCCCAUGAAAGAGUUCCUUCUGGAAUCUUGUCUCAGACUAUGAACUACGUGGGACAACUUGCAGGUCAAGUCCUGGUUACUGUGAAAGAGCUGUACAAAGGCAUCAAUCAGGCUACUCUUUCAGGAUGCAUUGAUGUCAUUGUGGUCCGACAACAGGAUGGUACAUACCAGUGUUCUCCUUUUCAUGUCCGAUUUGGGAAGCUUGGUGUCUUGCGCUCUAAGGAAAAAGUGAUCGAUAUAGAAAUUAACGGCGAUGCUGUUGAUCUUCAUAUGAAACUGGGUGACAAUGGAGAAGCUUUCUUUGUACAAGAAACUGAAGAGGAAAAUGAAAAAGUUCCUGCAUAUUUGGCAACUUCUCCAAUACCCACUGAAGACCAGUUCUUUAAAGAGACUGACAAUCAUUUGAAGUCAGGUGAAAAUGAGAGGACGUGUCCGAACUCAGAGGUUCCACACUCUGUGGAAGCAGAGACUGUGUUCACCCCAGGUUCUGUGAAAAAGAAAAAAAGAAGAAGAAAGAAAUACAAACAAGAUAGCAGGAAGGAAGAUCAAAUCUCUUCUGCUGGGACGGAAGAGAUUUUUGAAAUGGAAAUAAGCUCAGAUGAUGAGAAAGGUGUUCAGCUACUAAGAGGAUCCUCAAAUUCAUCACCGAAGGGUGAAGAACAGAAAGAAUCUUUGAUUUAUCACUCGAAGGAUCGUUACCCCUUGUCUGAUGGAGACUGGUCCCCUCUGGAGAACCCUUUCUCAGAGCCAGUCUGCCCUAAGAGUGAUUCAGAACUAGAAGUUAAACCUGCUGAGAGCUUGCUUAGAUCUGAAUCUCACAUGGAGUGGACAUGGGGAGGAUUCCCAGAAUCAACCAAGAUAAGCAAGAAAGAAAAGCUGGAACAUCUCAGAACAGCUACCAUUACACCAUCAGAGAAGACCCAUUUUAGGGUCAUCCUCAGCUCUGAUGAAGUUGAAGAUGAUGAUGUGGUGAAAGAUUCCAUCUGUACAGUACUGAAACCUGAGCCAAGAACUCAUCCUCUGCUUAAGCAGAUGGAUGUUAAAGAUUCCCUUGCUUCUGCAAUCGUAGAACCACAAGAUUCAUUACCAUUAGAUGCUGAUCAUCAUUCUCGAUUGUUGGUGGAUCCAUCACCAGAAACAAAGCCACCAGCAAAAAUUGACUCCCCUUCGAAAAAGAAAGGGGUGCAUAAGCGAAGUCAUCAUCAGGGGCCUGAUGAUAUCUACUUGGAUGACCUAAAGGCUUUGGAACCUGAAGUUGCAGCACUCUAUUUUCCUAAAAGUGAUUCCGACCCAGGCUUCAGGCAGUGGACAGAGUCAGAUACCCUUUCUGGUUCCCAGUCACCACAAUCUGUAGGAAGUGCUGCUGCUGAUAGUGGCACAGAGUGCAUGUCUGAUUCUGCUAUGGACUUGCCUGAUGUCACGCUGUCGCUCUGUGGAGGUCUCAAUGAAAAUGGAGAGAUUUCUAAAGAAAAAUUCAUGGAACAUAUUAUUACUUAUCAUGAAUUUGCUGAAAAUCCAGGACUCAUAGACAACCCUAAUCUGGUAAUAAGGAUUUAUAACAGGUAUUAUAACUGGGCAUUGGCUGCUCCUAUGAUUCUGAGUUUGCAGGUGUUUCAGAAAAGUUUGCCCAAGGCUACAGUCGAGUCUUGGGUCAAAGAAAAAAUGCCAAAGAAGUCUGGAAGGUGGUGGUUCUGGCGCAAGAGAGAAAGCAUGAUUAAACAGAUACCGGAGGCAAAGGAGGGGAAAUCUGAGACACAAAGAGCAAAUGAGCUGCCAGCAACUAUAAAAGAGCAAGUUAAUAGUAGACCUACAGAAGAUGAUUCUUCUAGUGAUGAAACGUCACAGGAAUUGAAAGAAUCACUGAAAAUAGAGUCUGUCCCAGUGGAGCAUUCAACCCAUGGGAACAUUCCGUCUUAUAAGAAGUCACUCAGAUUAUCUUCAGACCAAAUAGCAAAGUUGAAGCUCAGAGAUGGCCCUAAUGAUGUUGUAUUUAGUAUUACAACUCAGUAUCAAGGGACUUGUCGAUGUGCAGGAACAAUAUAUCUCUGGAACUGGAAUGACAAAAUCAUCAUAUCAGACAUUGAUGGAACGAUAACCAAAUCUGAUGCUUUAGGGCAGAUCCUCCCACAGCUUGGCAAGGACUGGACUCAUCAGGGCAUUGCAAAACUCUAUCAUUCUAUAAAUGAGAAUGGCUACAAGUUUCUGUAUUGCUCUGCUCGUGCCAUCGGAAUGGCGGAUAUGACCAGAGGGUACCUACACUGGGUGAAUGACAAAGGAACGAUUCUCCCUAGGGGCCCGCUCAUGUUAUCCCCCAGCAGUUUGUUUUCUGCUUUUCAUAGGGAAGUAAUAGAAAAGAAGCCUGAAAAGUUCAAAAUCGAAUGUUUGAAUGAUAUCAAGAAUUUGUUUGCUCCCAGUAAACAACCUUUCUAUGCUGCUUUUGGAAACAGGCCCAAUGAUGUGUAUGCCUACAUGCAAGUGGGAGUUCCAGACUGUAGAAUAUUUACUGUGAACCCAAAGGGUGAACUGAUCCAGGAACAGACUAAGGGAAACAAAUCCUCGUAUUUCAGACUAAGUGAGCUUGUGGAACAUGUGUUCCCAUUGCUUAAUAAAGAACAGAGUUCAGCCUUUCCGUGCCCAGAAUUCAGCUCCUUCUGCUACUGGAGAGAGCCUCUUCCUGACCUGAACAUGGAAGAUCUAGUCUGAAAAGCACUCCUCACUUAGGAAUGGAAUUUCAUAUUCAAUUACUCAACUUUAGUUUAAAUGUGAAGAACUUCCUUAAUGAAGAUGCUAAUUUAUAAACUGGUACCAUAAGUCUUACUAAAGAAAUCACUUUAACUGUGUCGGUUGGAGACAAAGAAAAUGCAAAGCUACUGUCUAAUUUUUGUUAUGUAUUUUGUGUGUGUUUUUUUAAUCCUGCAGUGCUCAUCUUUGCUUAACUGUUCUGAGGCACUUGAGAUUGGCCUGCCAAUAAUGAUAAUGGCACUCAAGUGUUUCAUGACAAUUAAUUGCUGAGGUAAACUAUGACUUUGCAUUUUCAUCAAUACAGACCUUACUGUAAGCAUAGACUUUUGUAUUAGUCUUAAUAGUAUAUUUUUUAAAAGAAGCCAAAAAGGGUAUAGAAACUGCCAAAUACAAUGUCAGACCUGUUAAUAAAAACCACGGUCUAACGUUCAGAUAGAUAAUUAGGCCAUUUUACAAAGGAGCCAGAACCUAAGAACAGCGCGCUCUUUCUUAAAUAAAAUACAGAACAUGUGUAAACAUUAACAGCCUGAUAGACUCUGAAGACAUAAAUUUCCUCUUUAAAUGUAAAUAUGCCUUUUUCACAUGUACAAGACUGUGCUUGUAGAGUUCGUGCUCGGAUGAACUCUACUUACUUUUUUUAAAUGUGCAGUGCUUAGACCACUUUCUGAGCUUGUUAAAAAUGAAAGUUGUCUUCAGAUACUCGUACGGCUUUUGUUGUUUCCAGGCUGUGUUGUUUUGUGUUACAUUUUGAUCAAGAGAAAUCUUGAAGAGUUCUUUAAGAGUUGGGGAGCUGGCAUUUUUAUUUCACUUUUCAGCACGGAGAUGCAUAUAUGUGUGUAUGCUGUGUAGGCCAGUAAAGAGUGUGUAUAGAUUAUAUUCAGGGAAUUGUAAUACUAAAAAAAUGAUGUAUUUAAUUUUUUAAUUAUCUACUGCAGGUCUUUCCAGAAUACUGUAUUACAGGUUUUCAGUAGCUGGAAAGAAGUGCAGCACAAUAGUGAGAUUCUAGAUAUGAGAAUGGUUUAAAUGCCACAGAGCAGAAUAAAACUUUUUUUUUUUUCUUUAAGUAAUUCAUAGGCAUCAUUCUGGUCAUGCCUUGGGUUCAGAUCAGAGCCUGUAAACAAACUGCAUUCCAAGUCUAGUAUUUAUCAGCUGUAAAAGCAGCAAGUAUUUCUCUCUCCAAAAAUACUUGAAGGCAAAAGUAGUUGUGCUUUUUAAGCUGAGUUAGUGCAUUUAACCUUCUUAGGACAAAUCUAUGAUGAGAAUAUGUUUCCAGCCUUGAGGGUUUAAGGAUUAUGGUCCCUUAAAUCUCUCAGUCCUGGGCUUCCUGUGGCCCACAGCUUUCCUUGUCACUUCUUAACCAAGUUCCUGAGGCCGUUCAUUUGGGGCAAGGCCCAAAAUUUCCAGCGGGCUGCAGGGGGAGCUCUCACCCAUACACAGCUUCCAGUGGUUGCACAAUUCUGUGCCAAGAAGCAUGAGCGAUGCUGAGAAGGCAAUUAUACUGUGGCCCACUGCAGUGCCUGGCAGCAGGGCUUCUCUUGGUCAGAAACAGGGCUUGGGGAUGUCCUUCUGUUCCAGCCUGCUUGUGCUGAGUAGAGGAAAGGAGGAGCUCAUGAUCUCCUUUUUCCACUACCUACAAAACAGUAUGUUUAAAGGAUUUCCCCUACCGAAAGGAAUAUUUUCUUUAUAAGGCCAAAUAGUCUUUCUGUAGGGUUCUGAUGUACCCUCACCCAGCCCUAGUCAAUUGGUGAGCUACUUGGGAGACAACGUUUGGAUCAUUAUAUAAAUUAAUUUACUUUUUUAAUUCUUCUGUUUUAAAGCCAUCGUGCGUUGCUCUGCCCACAAAAUAUUAAGUAAGGAGUGGAGGCAAGGGGAAUCAGCCUAGAGUCUCUUUCAAAGCAGGAGUGAGAGACUGGGAAAGGAAAUGUGGCUGUUACUGUGUGCCGUAUAUGUAAGUGAAUUGAAAGGCAUCCUCAUUCUUGUACUGUGAGAACUGUACUUUUUGUGACUGUUUACCAAACUGUUGGCUGUGUCGCCAACCUACUCAGUGUUUCAGUGGAUUUCACAGGAUUCAACUCAAGGCGUAUUUUGCCCUACUGCACAGUUUUUUUGCACUGGCUUACAAAUGUCAUUCCAUGGCUUCUUUUUCCUUUUUUUCUUACCUUUUGUUCCAUAGAUAUUCUUUUUAGAAGAAACUGAAAUUUUCAUGAUCACUAAGAGCUUUGAAAACCAAUGUUAUUUGGGAUUUUAAGUGGCUUAAAUACUUUUAAAAAAUUCCAAUAUAAUAAAAUAUUAUUUAACAAGAUUAAAGAUUCUAUCUAAAGAUUCAGUUUUACGUGAAGGGAGUGAAGCUGCCUCUCUGAAAACAGUCCUUUGUGGAUGUCAAAAUUUUCUUUUUAUUUAAUUGAUUCUUGAUGGCCUUGGUAUUAGGCAGGUUUUCUAAAAAUAAAAGCUCUUCACGAAAGAUAUAAAUUAUCUGAGAUAUCAUUCCAAAUUGAACAAAUUAUUACCAAAUUUUGGUUGUAUCUUUCUUGAUUUUUUUUUAACUUGGUUAAACAGAAUUCAAGUGAAGAAAAAAAUUAUCCUUUCAGAUUGUCAUAGAUAAGCUGUAGAUUUUACAGUGGGGACUUGGGUAAAUGAACAGUGUGAAAGCUAAUAACACAUGUAUCUCCAAAUGCCAAUAAUUUAAGCUGAUAUGAAUUACAGGGUUGUGUGAUUGUAGAGAGCUCCUUAUUCUGCUAACCUAUUAUUUGCAUUAUAGGAAUCUCCACAAAGCUGCUUAGUUAAAAAAAAAUUUCCACUCUCUGUAACAGCUGUAACUGUGAUAUUUAGUUUUUGAUAAAAUGUAAAAGUGUUUUUGAGUAUUUCUGAUACAUGUAUGGUGGACUUCUUUGCCUUUUUUAAUUUGGAAACAUCUUUUAUUUGAAGCUUUGUUCAGAUUGUUUAACCUUUUUUUUAGGGACAGAAUUUGGGGGGCACUGUUCCUGUCAUUGCAUACUUACUUAAUUCAGAUUUCUGGGCACUUUAUUGACUCUAGAAAAGACAUCUCAUUACUAUAAAACCACAGGCUUGUGCUGCAAUAUUAAUAUGAAGUGGGAUAGAUAAAAAUAUGCAUUAGCUUGUUGUUACCUUAGUUGAGAGAGGUGGCCUGAAACUAAUGUUUAAAAACAAGUUGUGCUAUAUUUAUUUAGAAUUAGCACAAGCUAAAUCAUUCUUUCUAUGAAAGAAGAACUUCUAAGUGCAUUUGUCUGUGAGCACAUGCACAUCCCUGUUAAGACUGUGUUGUUGAAGAUGCAGAUCCUCUUAGCAUUGGAACCGUGUCAAAAGUUGAGUAUGACGUGUAUCUAGGGAUAGAUAAGGAACAUUGCAAUUCAAGUCUCUAGUUACUUAGACAUUGUCCAUUUCUGUAAUGAUUUAAGGAUUAGUAAUUUAAGCACUUGUAUGCAAAUGAUAAACAUUUCUGGAUAUUUCUUUUCUUUUUUACUCUGCCGUGUUUAUACUUGUACUUCAAAAAAGGUUGGGCUUUCAUCCGUAACAGUUUACAGUUACGCGUGCAAUCUUGGCUCAUGUAUCUUCAGCUUCCUGUGAGCAGAACGCUCCCUUUAAAACUUUUUUUCAACUGGAACUUCUGAAGCAAAUUCUGAAUCAGUUUAUGGUAAAGCCGAAAGAGAUGAAAAGAGAUCUCAUGUUAAUAUUUCAUACAAGUCUUGUAGAAAAUGCUCUCAGAUGAAUGAAUUGUUUAAAUGACUGUAGUGCAAAUUCAUAAUGAGAACAACAAAAAUACAUAGUGAAGUUGAGAUGCCUUUAAAGUGUCACUUUUACUAAAGAAGUCUUUGUUUCCAGAGUUAAAUCCUGCUGGAUAGUGGGUUUUCUUUCUUUCUUUCUUUCUUUCUUUCUUUCUUUCUUUCUUUCUUUCUUUCUUUCUUUCUUUCUACAGUGUUAACUUUCAUUUGGAAAUAAUUAACUUCUGGGUUUCUUUGAGGAUGGGAAAACUCUCUUCAGCAGUUUCUGCUUCAAUUUUAUGUUGAACAUGUGGAAUACUUGAUUGUUAGACAACCCAGUCACUAAUAAGAUAGUGUUUAAAAUUGUUAAAUCUGUGACCAUACCAAUACAGUCUUUUUCUGUUGAUACUGGACUAUCCUGGGUGCAGUAACCCACACUUUGGUGCAAUGUUUAUUGAUGUUCAGAACAAUGUUACCACAAUAAACAAAUUUAAACUAAAA
Molecule: messenger RNA, 7227 nt
Organism: Rhea pennata
Lineage: Eukaryota; Metazoa; Chordata; Aves; Rheiformes; Rheidae
Gene: LPIN2
Product: lipin 2
Exons: 20
Coding region: 209-2968 (919 amino acids)
Biological process (GO): cellular response to insulin stimulus; positive regulation of transcription by RNA polymerase II; triglyceride biosynthetic process
Cellular component (GO): endoplasmic reticulum membrane; cytosol; nucleus
Molecular function (GO): transcription coactivator activity; phosphatidate phosphatase activity
Source: RefSeq, a predicted model, not a curated record